Molecule: messenger RNA, 2002 nt
Organism: Megalobrama amblycephala (Wuchang bream)
Lineage: Eukaryota; Metazoa; Chordata; Actinopteri; Cypriniformes; Xenocyprididae
Gene: mars2
Product: methionyl-tRNA synthetase 2, mitochondrial
Exons: 3
Coding region: 16-1839 (607 amino acids)
Biological process (GO): methionyl-tRNA aminoacylation
Molecular function (GO): methionine-tRNA ligase activity; ATP binding
Source: RefSeq, a predicted model, not a curated record
ACCUUUAACUAAUAAAUGACGGCGCUGACCCGGAUGUUCUCUCACGCGCCUCACAUCAGCUGUCUCGUGAUGAGGUCUCCGUGCUGUAUUCUCACUAGCACCAAAACAUUAAUACUGAGAUUAUCCCGACAUGCUCUCCAUGGAAGGCUUCCCCGUAUUUAUCACUGCCAGGCUUUGCGAUGCUUUUGCACAGAUCAUUCACAGAGCUCGAAACCAUAUUACAUCACAACUCCCAUCUUCUACGUCAAUGCAUCUCCUCACAUUGGCCAUGUGUAUUCAGCUGUCACUGCUGACUGUCUGCACAGAUUCAAGCUCUUACAGGGAUAUAACUCCAGAUUUUCCACAGGUACAGAUGAACAUGGUCUCAAAAUCCAACAGGCAGCGAGCAACGCUGGUGAAGACCCUCUGAACUUCUGCACUGAGGUUUCACAGAGUUUUAAGCAUGUUUUCCAAAGAUGUGGCAUUUUAUACACCGACUACAUCCGGACAACAGAGAAAAGACAUCGACAGGCCGUUGAACACUUCUGGACUGUUCUCCACAGCAAAGGCUUCAUCUACAAAGGCACUUAUGAAGGCUGGUACUCCACUCCAGAUGAAAGUUUUCUCACACCAACUCAAGUUAUUGACAGAAUAGACUCAGAGGGAAGACCGAUAAAAGUAUCCAUGGAGAGCGGCCAUAAGGUGGAGUGGAUGAAGGAGGACAAUUACAUGUUCCGCCUAUCGGAUUUUCGCACUGAACUGCUUCAUUGGCUUCGAUUAAACCCAAAUAUCAUCCGGCCUGUGAAGUUUCAUCACUUGGUUCUUCAGUGGCUGGAAGACGAGAUCCCAGAUCUGUCAGUCUCUCGGCAGAAGAGCCGCCUCCAGUGGGGUAUUCCGGUCCCGGGAGAUCCGGAACAGGUCAUCUACGUGUGGUUGGACGCUCUGGUGAACUACUUAACCGUUGUUAAUUACCCACAGAAUCACUCCCAGUGGUGGACAUCUGUGCAUCAUGUUGUCGGUAAGGACAUUCUUAAGUUUCACGCGAUAUACUGGCCGGCGUUUCUCCUGGCUGCGGGAUUGCCUCUUCCUCAGACGAUAUUCGUGCACUCUCACUGGACGGUGGAGGGAAAGAAAAUGUCCAAGAGUCUUGGAAACGUGAUCAACCCAUUGGACGCCGUGGAGAAGUUCACUGCGGACGGCCUGCGCUACUUCCUCCUGAGACAAGGUGUUCCUGACUCGGACUGUGACUAUUAUGACGAUAAAGUCAUUAAGAUGUGCAACAGCGAGUUAGCGGACACUCUCGGAGGGCUUUUAAACCGCUGCACUGCUCUUUCACUCAACCCUACACAGGUGUAUCCUCACUUCUGCAACACCUGCUUCCCAAAAGAGCUCCGUGGAAAAGCCGUCUCGGAAGACUACAGAAUGCUGGAGGCCGUAUCUGCGCUUCCGGUCUUAGUAGAGCAGCACUUUGAGAACCUACACAUAUAUAAAGCACUGGAGGCCGUUAGCGCAUGCGUUCGCCUGACUAACACGUUCGUCCAAAGACAUGCUCCGUGGAAGCUCGAUCGGAAAGAUCCUGAAGACCAGCGGUGGCUUGACACCAUCCUUCACGUGUCUUUAGAGUGCCUCAGGAUGUAUGGGAUACUCCUGCAACCUGUGGUGCCAGAUCUUGCAGACAAAAUUUUAUCUAGGUUGGGAGUCACGCCUGAGGAGAGAAAUUGGGAUUCUCUCAAGUUCCUGAUGAGGUAUGAAGGAAGAGACUGUGGUUUAGAAGGAAGAGCGCUGGGUCCUGACUUGGGAGUGUUGUUUAAUCGCCUUGAGAGGAGCCAGGUGAAAGGGAGGAAGUCAAAAUCUCAAUGAAUGUAGUAAUAAAAGAUAACAGUGGUAAAUGGUGUUGGGAUACCAAAGGACACACUCUAUAAUGUUACGACAAGGAAUAAAAAGUGACAUGAUUUUUUUUAAUGAGAAAUACACAAAACUGAAAAAUUGUACAAAUUGAAAUAAAAUAAAAAAAGUUGCAAUA